AUGGCACCUCUAAGUUGGGGUGACGAGUUUGAUGGAAAGAAACUCGGAUUGGCGAAGACAGUUCGAAUUCAAAAUGACGACUUCGAAGACACCAACUCAUCUGCAAACCCCCGCCCCAGGCCACUUACCCCACCAUUCCCGGAGCAUAAAGAGCUCAAACCUCAGGCUUUGUCAAAUACUAGUAGAUGGCGAUUAUCACUGUCUAAACGACGCGAGCAACCAUCGAAUUUCGAACAAAUCCAGUCUCCACUGUUCAAAUGUCUACCUACCGAAGUCCGACUUCUCAUCUGGGAACACUAUCUCUGUAGCCGGAUGCUACAUAUCGUCCGACCGAAACAGCGAAAAUGGAAGCAAUCCCACAAACCAAUUGUCGGGGUUUUAUGCAGCGAACCUCGCAAUUUCUGUCCAUGCAGCCAUCAUUGCUGGGGACUCCUUGCUCGUCGACCUGCAGGUAACUGCAUCACACCCAUGAACUGUGGGUCAUAUUACCACGAGAACUUCGAGUGGAGAAUCGAUACGAGAAAAACCGAUUUUGUGCCGCUUUUGCAAACAUGUCGAAGAGUGUACUCCGAGACUAUUGAUAUCAUCUUUCAGAAGAAUACUUUCCUCUUUAACCAUACAGAUACAAUUAUUGAUUUUUCAAAUACACUUCUACCACAGCGAAUGAGCCUGAUUCGCACUUUGCAGCUUGGUUUCCCCGAUCCCGGUGGUUCAAGUUGGAAUAGAUGCUGCCAGGUUCUCGCGACGAAGUUGCCUAACCUGAAGACCUUGAUCAUCCAUUUGUAUCCUCACGUCACAAACCGUCUGGAUGAUUGGCUUCUACCGCUGCAUCAAAUCCAACAACCUGCGAUCUUCGAGGUCUUGCUGAUCAAGCCAUGGUAUCUGGAUCCCCAAUGGGAAAAGUCAACAGGGCUUGUCGAUGCGCCUUUCAAAUUUUCGAUUGUUGACGUGCAGCGGCGCAGCUUUUUGAAAAAAAAGGAUUCCGAUGCUGGUUUAUGA
Messenger RNA from Penicillium digitatum Pd1, 999 nucleotides. RefSeq names its product MEMO1 family protein. The record is from RefSeq and is a predicted model, not a curated record. NCBI's taxonomy places the organism in Eukaryota, Fungi, Ascomycota, Eurotiomycetes, Eurotiales, Aspergillaceae.